This is a messenger RNA of Coffea eugenioides, 2223 nucleotides long. RefSeq names its product protein NUCLEAR FUSION DEFECTIVE 4-like. The coding region runs from base 97 to 1791 and encodes 564 amino acids. The transcript is spliced from 2 exons. The record is from RefSeq and is a predicted model, not a curated record. Gene Ontology annotation, cellular component: membrane. Gene Ontology annotation, molecular function: transmembrane transporter activity. Gene Ontology annotation, biological process: transmembrane transport. Lineage: Eukaryota; Viridiplantae; Streptophyta; Magnoliopsida; Gentianales; Rubiaceae.
CAAAAAUUCCAAGAGUCCAGGACCACAUAUUUAAACUUUUAGACUGCCCUUUCAAAAUUUUCAGAAGCCACAGCCGGAAGCAGAAGCCCGAAUUGAAUGGAGAAUAGCCACCGCCAUCAGCACCGCGGCAGCGGCAGCAAAUGGAUAGCGGCGGUGGCGAGCAUAUGGAUACAGUGCAGCUGCGGAGCAUCGUACGCCUUCGGAAUCUACUCACCAAUCCUAAAAUCAAGCCAAGGCUACGAUCAAGCCACGUUGGACACCGUGUCAGUGUUCAAGGACAUCGGGGCCAACGUCGGGAUCAUCUCCGGAUUCCUUUACUCCGCCGUGGUACCCGACCGGAGAGGGAGAGGGCAAGGGCGGAGCUGGUUACGGCAGCCCUGGGUGGUGAUCCUGGCGGGCGUAAUCCAAUGCUUUUUGGGCUACAUCAUGAUGUGGGCUUCGGUGACCGGAAUCAUUGACCGGCCGGGGGUGGGAUUGAUGUGUUUGUUCAUGUUCUUAGCAGCUCACGCUCAGACUUUCUUCAACACCGCUAACGUCGUAACCGCUGUUCACAACUUUCAGGAUUACAGUGGGACCAUUGUUGGUAUCAUGAAGGGAUUUUUAGGUUUGAGCGGAGCAGUAGUAAUUCAAGUGUACGACACUUUGUUUGAAGGCAAUCCUAGCACCUUCUUGUUAAUCCUCGCGCUGCUUCCUGCUCUCAUUUCCAUCUUGCUUAUGUGGUUGGUCAAGAUUGAUGCAGCACGCACCAAAGAUGAGAAGAAAUAUUUGAAUGGUUUCUCUGUAGUUUCCCUUGUCGUUGCUGCCUACCUUAUGAUCCUAAUAAUCUUGGAAAAUGCCAUCACUUUGCCACUAUGGUCUCGAAUCAUUACCUUUCUUGUUCUCCUGUCUCUGCUGUCUUCGCCCCUUGGCGUUGCAUGUAAAGCUCAGAGUGAUAGCUCGUUGAACCUCGCGUACUACACAUCGUCCGUUGGGACGACUCCUUUGAUGGAUGAGGCUGAGCCAAUUAAGCAGGAGACAACGUCGUCUCGAGCUGCAAAUCCCGUGGAUAUUCAUCCUGAUGAUGAUGAAGUUCAAAGCAAAUCCGGCUCUGAGGAUAUGCUCGACCUUGGAGCGGAGUUAAACCUCUUCCAAGCAAUGAGAACUGUCAACUUCUGGUUGCUGUUCGUUGCUAUGAUAUGUGGGAUGGGUUCAGGGCUGGCCACAAUAAACAACAUCAGCCAAAUAGGGCAAUCUCUUGGCUACUCCACUGUCGAGAGGAGUACUCUGGUUUCGUUGUGGAGCAUCUGGAACUUUUUAGGCCGCUUUGGAGCUGGAUAUGCAUCGGAUAUAUUCCUCCACAGAAGAGGCUGGGCAAGGCCUUUGCUCAUGGCUCUUACGCUAGCAGCCAUGACCGCUGGCCAUGUGGUUAUUGCUUCUGGAUUUUCUGGGAACUUGUUUAUCGGUUCAGUGUUAGUCGGCGUAUGCUAUGGCUCUCAAUGGUCCUUGAUGCCUACCAUUACCUCCGAGAUAUUUGGAGUACGACAUUUGGGUACCAUAUUCAACACGAUUGCCGUGGCCAGUCCUAUUGGAUCUUACGUCCUCUCCGUUAGAGUCAUUGGCUACAUUUAUGACAGACAUGCUGCAGGCGAAGAAAAUACAUGCUACGGCAAGUACUGCUUCAUGUCAUCUUUCUUCAUCUUGGCAUCUGUUACUGUCCUCGGAUUCCUCGUUGCACUGGCACUAUUUUUCAGGACGAGAAGGUUUUAUUCCCAGCUUGUGGUUCGAUGGUUGAGGCACACUGCAACCCGCUAGAGUUAGAUUCUUCUGUCUCGGGUAUUGGACAAGAAUCCCUGGUUCUUUGAAUUCUACUCAGGGAUUGGAGUGAAUAAUAUACGGAGUUGAGCAGGGCUUAGCAGCAGCCGAGUUUUGACUAAGGCUGUUUCAAUGAAUGUUUCUUGUACACAACCUUUAAGAGUUUCAAGAAUGGCUUACAGCAGCAAUUCGCCCGGCACUUCAACGUUUACAAUCAGGUUUGUGUGGCAAAUAUGUGAAUCCUCCACGCCUCUGUUUUCAUAGAAUCAUGUAUAUUUUUUCUCCUUUUUUCACAUUGAAUGGUUUUUUGUGGGUGAUAUUUUUUUUUUCUAUAUAUAAUUAAUGUAAUAUACUCCAAUUGUACUACACAUAUUUGUUGCAUUAAAGCAUUUUAUCCAGAAAUGUCUCACAAAGUUUACCUACUGUGCUUUU